ACCUCCUCAUAUAGGCAUGUGAACUGUAACGAUUUCGUCUAUUCUCUUCCUUCAACUAGGGUUAGGUUUCCCAAAUUGGACAUUUCUCCUCUUAUUGGAUCGUUAAUUGCUUCAAAAAUAAGAUAAUCUUGUAGAAAAUGAAGAAUCGGAGCUCAAAAGAAGGUGAGGAAAAGAAUGAGAAGAUCAGCAGCCCAAAUUCUAUCGGCAUGAAAAGGAAGAAGAACAUGAUGAGAUUGGGAGGUCCCGGUCUGUCCCUUGAAGCUUUCGCUAAUGCCAAAUCCACCAGCAAUCAAUACAACCCUGCUUUAAUAAAGAAGCAAAGAGAGUUCUAUAAGAAUGCAAAGUAUGUGAGAAUGUUUAAGAAAAAGCUAAAGCAACAAAAUCAGCCGGAUGAUCACUCUUCAGUUGUCAAACCUAUGGAGGAUAAGAAUGAAAGUGGAGAAAGUAGUAAAAUGAUGAAGAAGAAGAAGAACAAGAAGAAUGGUUCCUACAGUUUGAGAGAAAUGUAUGAGAAGCAGCACAAAGAGAAAGAGGAAGCAAGAAUUGAGAGGGAGGCUAUUAUUAAAGCAAAGAAGGAAGAAAGAGGUAAGGCUUUAGCUCAUAGAAAAGCUGAAAGAGGGAAGAUGUAUAAAAAGACCCGGCAUGGUCAGCCUGUUAUGAAGUAUAGAAUUGAGCAUCUCUUGCAGACCAUUCAAGGUUCAAACUAAAUUUGGUUAACCCUUCAGAACCAAGCAUGUUUCUCAGUCAUGCCUUGGCCACUUGCAUGCCUAACAAAAGCCAUCGGCUGGUGGAGUUUCUAAAUGUUGUGUUGUUAUUGCUUGAAAGCUGAUGGAAAAGUUGAGUUGCUGUUGAACAUCAGUUUUCAAGAGAUUUUGACAGUCCAAAGGAAAAACAAUUUUGAUGUGGUGCUGGAGACAUUUUGAUUCCAUUGUAAUUAUUUGUCAAAUCUGGCUAAUUUAGUCUUUGUGCUCAUUUCUACAAGGACUGCUAUCAUAUGGUUUAUAUAUCUACGAAUUUGUAUUAGAA
Hevea brasiliensis (rubber tree) is the source of this 1026-nucleotide messenger RNA. RefSeq lists its product as uncharacterized. The record is from RefSeq and is a predicted model, not a curated record. The coding region runs from base 138 to 707 and encodes 189 amino acids. The transcript is spliced from 3 exons. Gene Ontology annotation, cellular component: nucleus. Lineage: Eukaryota; Viridiplantae; Streptophyta; Magnoliopsida; Malpighiales; Euphorbiaceae.